Molecule: messenger RNA, 4740 nt
Organism: Saprolegnia diclina VS20
Lineage: Eukaryota; Oomycota; Saprolegniomycetes; Saprolegniales; Saprolegniaceae
Exons: 2
Coding region: 1-4740 (1579 amino acids)
Molecular function (GO): calcium ion binding
Source: RefSeq, a predicted model, not a curated record
AUGAGCCAAGUGGACGUGCCGUACACGAGCCAGCGGCUGCGCUUCGUGGUCGAGCCGGCGCUGGCCGACGAGAUCCAUGGUGGCACGACUGCAUUGCGCAAGGGCUGCCACCUCGGCACGCUGGCCGAGCAGGUCACGCCAGGCACGACGCUCGAGCGCGACGCGUUUCUCGCAUGGAUGAAGGCGGCGAGUGGCAUUCAGACGGACCGCGACUUUCGUUCGGCGCACGCGCUGCUCGAGCUGCUCUACCACGCCUUCUCAGCGUACAGCGUCGACAUGGUAGACCUCGCGAUCGGUGCCAUGACCGUGCUCGACGGCUCGACCGAAGACAAGCUCCGGACGGCGCUGGCGCUCGUGACCGACGACGUCAUCACGGAAGGCGACCUCGUCCGCGUCCUCGGCGGCUUCCUCCUCGGUCUCUACUGCCUCUUUGCGGGCGCCGACGACGAGAACAGCCACGCGCCCGACGCGAUCGUCGAGCUCCUCACAAACAGCGCCGCCAAGACCGUCCACGGCCUUCUUGAACAGACGCCGACGCUCACAUUUGAGCAUAUUUGGGACUGGUACCUCCUUGUGGGCGCCACCGAGGCGCCGUACCUCAAGCUGCUCGACAUGGACCGGUGGGCGAUCGAGGGGCGCGCGACCGUGUCGCCGCCGCCAAGCACGAGCGACGGCGUCCUCUUUGGCUUCGUAUCGGAGGGCCACGUCCUCGGCGUCCACGAAGCGCACGCUGUGGAGCUCGAGGACGUCCUCAUGGCGACGCGCUUUCCGGUGCUGUCGCCGCAGACGCUCUACGAUACCUUCUUGCACCACACGCUCGACGGGUGGCUUGACGAGCUCACGUUCAUCGAAAGCGUCAACGAGCUCACGUGCAUGACGUGCACGAACCACGUCAUGGACGACGACAAGCUCAUGGGCACCAUGCGAUCGCUCUUCAAGCAGUACCUCGGCGGCGCCCACAGCAAGACGACGGUCGACGCGUUCGAGCUCGCCGCCGGCUUUAGCCUCUUUGCGCACGGCUCAAAGAGCGACAAGCUCGCGGCCGGCUUCCAUUUCUUCGAUACGGACGACCUCGGGUACCUCUCGAAAGGCCAGCUCUGGCGCUUCCUGCGGUCGGUCAUCCUCACGAUCCUCGGGCUCGCACCGCCGUCCAUGCCGCUGCCAACGUCGUCGAUCCUGGCGUUUGUCGACGCGGGCGGCGCGGCGAUCUUGGAGGCGCUGGACGCACCCACGUACACGUUCGAGACGUUUGGCCGGUGGUACAACCAAGGCGGCUUCCAGCUCUUGAGCUGGCUCGAGCUCCUCGACCUCAAGAAGUGGUCGUUCGUCUACGGCGACUUCAACACGUCGAUCUUGGACAAGACUCCGGUGCAGCCCGUCUCGGCCAGCAUGUACUACACGGCCAAGAACAUUCGGGCGACCAACCAGAAGGACGACGCGGGCUCCAAUGACAACCACAAUGUGCAGAGCAACGGCGGCGGCCUCCUGCCGCUCGACUCGAUUCCGGCGCUCUGCCUCAAGAACGACGUGGUCCUCGCGUUCGACCUCCUCCUCGAGUCGGACUUGCACCCAGUGCAGAACCUCGCCUUUGACAAUGGUGAUCUGCUGCACUACGCGCAGCUGCAGCGGGACACGGACCUCUAUACGCUCAACGUCAACGCAGUACACAAUGCGUUUGCAGCGUACAUUGACGUGCACAACGGCCUCGCCACCAUCGACAAGGGGCGCUUUGACGCGUGCAUGGGCGCGCUGCUGCCGCACGCCCUCGACCGGUCGGGCCUCGCCGCCCUCUUCUUUGCGUUCAACCGGACUGGCACCGGGAAGCUCGACGCGACCGAGUUUGUCUCGGGCUUCCUCCUCCUCGUCGGCGGCUCGAAGAGCAGCAAGCUCGCAUUUUGCUUUGGCCUCUUUGACGAAGACGGCGACGGGUUCCUCACGCGCCGGGAGAUGUGGAAGUUUUUGCGCUCAUUCCUGACCAUGCUCCUGGCGCUCGGGAACGGCGCCGACUUGUCGGCCGACACGAUCGGGUACAUCUGCGACGCCGCGUGCAUUUCGAUCGCCAAGAGCAUCUUCAACGAGUCGAUGAGCGGCGACGACCUCGUGCUGCGCUCCAAAGUGGCAUUUGCCGACUUUGCCGACUGGUACUCGGAGAAAGGGUACGCGCUCAUCCCGUGGAUCGAGCUCCUCGAUGCCAAGAAAUGGCCCGUUGUCGACGCAACGAUCGCAAAUGCUGUCAGUAGCUUCACCGCGUCGACGGCCGCCGGCCAAGAAAAGGAAGACGCGCUGGUCGAGACAACGACGACGGUCGUGAGCAGCGCCGGCGGGUACCCCGCGAGCACCCAAGACGGCUACAAGGACUCGUCCUCGGUGGUCUUUCAGUUCAAGCUCACGUCGUACGAUGCGACGAUGCUCCGGAUCCGGCUACGGGACGUCGCGGUCGUCUCGACGAUCGCCGACAAGCUCCGACUGCGGCUCUUGACGUGCGAAGCGCUCUACACGAGCCUUGACAAGUUUGCGAAGGGCAAGUGCCUCACCAAGUCGGGGUUUUUGUAUGCAAUCCGGAGCCUCGCGCCCAAGGAAGGCUUGAGCAGCGAAGACCAAGAGUUCCUCUCGUACCACCUCCUGCGGCUCUUUUCACUUUACGAAACCGAGACCAACCUCGACGGCAGCGACGACGACUCGGAGACUAUGAUCACGACGUCGGUUCCCGGCUCGAUCAUGGGCAGCGCGGUCGACAAGCUCCACUUGUUGUCCGGGCUCAGUAUCCUCUGCGCAGGUUCGAAAAGCAACAAGCUCGGCGUGCUCUUCACGCUCUACGACGUGCACCACGACGGCUGCAUCUCGCGCCGGGCCCUCUUCGAGCUCUUCAAAAGCAUCCUCGCGCUGCUGUUUUCAUUUUCGCUGGCCGAGGCCGCGUCGUCGUCGUCCAACCUCUUUGCUGCCGAGCGCGCGGCCGGCGCCCUCACGUCCCAAGUGUUUUGCGAGACGCAGUCGCGGUCGUCGAUCUCGCUCGGCGUCUUUGCCGAGUGGUACAGCGCCGGCGGGUACCAGUGCUGCCCGUGGCUCGAGCUCCUCGACCUGAGCAAGUGGCCGACAAAGGCGGCGAUGGACGCCCACGCACGCGAGAAGCCGCUCGCGUACGCCUUUGACAUGCACGAAGAAGGGAGCCUGCUGCAGUACUCUGAGAAGGACAUUGCGACGUACCUGAGUAUGCUGGACGCGACGCAGUUCCUGUCGCUCCCGGUGGCCGCGAUCCACGAAGCCAUCGUCGCCAACGCGCGGCCGCAGCAUGGCAGUACCGUCGACGGCGGCGGCCUCGUCAUCUCGCGCGCAAGCUUUUAUCGCUGCAUCCGCAAGCUCAUUCCGCGCCAAGCCAUCAACGAAGAAGGCCAGCAGCUCGCGUCGCGCCUCCUCGCACGGCUCUUUGGCGUCUACGACCGCAAGAAAACUGGCAAAGUCCAAGCGCUCGAGCUCGCGUGCGGGCUCACGAUCCUCGGGCACGGCUCCAAGAGCCAGAAGCUGGCGGCCGCGUUCGAUCUGCUCGUGUCGUUGGCCAACAAAGGGUCGCCCCAGCAGACCAAGCUGCCCCAUGGCAUGCUCUUCUUGUAUUUGCGCUCGUUUCUCUUAGCGCUCAUGGUGCUGAGUGAUGCGCGGUACCGGUCGGGCCUCGAGCACAUGUACGUCGAGGCGGACGAGGUGGUCGGGGAGGCCACGACCAAGGUCCUCUCGGAGAUCACGCUGGACGCAAGCCUCCGGACGAGGAACCGCAUCUCGUUCGAGCAGUUUGGCGAGUGGUACAACGGCGGCGGCUACGAGACGCUGUCGUGGGUCGAGCUGCUUGACGUGGCCAAGUGGCAGCACGAGACGUCGACGCCGCCGACGCAGCAUGGCGUCCGCGCCUCCGACAUUGGCCUUUCGCCCGCCUCAUUGCACGACCCGGUGCUGCUCGAGAUGCGUCUACCGAGCCGGCCGCUGCGCUUCACCGCGUCCGGUAUCCAAGGACUCCGCGAGUGUCUCGUGCACUUGGAGCUCCAUCUGUACGCGCCGCUGCAGCUCCUCACGGUGCUCAAGAGCUUCCUCAAGCGCCACGAAGCACCGUCGACCGACCUCCUCUCGCCGACGGUGCAGGUGGCGCUGACAAAGGACCAGUUCCGAAGCGCGCUGCUUCAACUCUGCGCGACGCACGCCCACUGCACCAAUAGCUACGUACUGAGCUUUGCGGACGCGGUGUUUGCGGCAUUUGCCGCCAACACGGACGACGCGGCCGAUGCGCGCAUCCGGCGGCGCGCGACGACCGUGCCCCUCGUGCACUUGCUCUGCGGCCUCAUGGUCUUCACGGACGGGUCGCUCCUCGAGAUCCUUCUGCAUGGGACCGCGCUGCUGUGCUUCACUGCGUUUACAGAGCAGCUCGUCGACGACGUGAGCCAGCACCAUUUCGUCCCACGCUCGAUCCUGCAGCUCUGCCUCGAGGCCUUUCUCAAGAUGCUCUACGCCAUUAGCAGCAGUAGCCUGGACGUGGAGAGCCAUAUCGAAGGCAGCGCCAAGGCCGGCGCGAAAGCUUGUGUCGGGGGCUUCGCGCCCGGCGGGCCCGACGAGAUGGUGUCGAUCGAAGCGUUCUGUAGCUGGUACCUCGAGCGCAACGAGCACGACUGGCUGCGACUCGUCGUGCUGGAAAACUGGCCACCCGAGCUCCUCGAACUCAACCUCGCCAACCGCGCGUCGCAAGCCACGUCGUCCUAG